Messenger RNA from Sinocyclocheilus anshuiensis, 3387 nucleotides. RefSeq names its product mesoderm induction early response protein 3-like. Gene Ontology annotation, biological process: negative regulation of transcription by RNA polymerase II. NCBI's taxonomy places the organism in Eukaryota, Metazoa, Chordata, Actinopteri, Cypriniformes, Cyprinidae. Gene Ontology annotation, molecular function: transcription corepressor activity; histone deacetylase binding. Gene Ontology annotation, cellular component: nucleoplasm. The transcript is spliced from 13 exons. The coding region runs from base 35 to 1603 and encodes 522 amino acids. The record is from RefSeq and is a predicted model, not a curated record.
CGUAAAGCCAGUUCAGUAGCCGAAAGGUACCAAGAUGGCGGAGGCUUCCUUGGGAAGUACAAGCCCAGUUGGCUCUUUGUCAUCGGAAGAUCACGAUUUUGACCCGACGGCAGAAAUGCUGGUGCAUGAUUUCGAUGAUGAGCGUACGCUAGAGGAAGAGGAGAUGAGGGAGGGCGAGUCAAGCGGGAGCUCGGAAAUCGCUGAUCUAGAGAAGGAGGGGAGCAUGCCGUUGGAAGAGCUGCUGGCGUUGUACAGAUAUGAAGCUGCAGACAGUGCUGUCGGAGGCUCGAGUGCGGACAGUUCAUCUGUAGAGCUGACCGAUGAGCUGCCCGAUAUGACGUUAGAUAAAGAGGAAAUCGCUAAAGAUCUGCUCUCUGGAGACGAUGAAGAAACACAAUCUUCUGCCGAUGACCUCACACCGUCUGUGACGUCACACGAAACCAAUGAUUUCUUCCCCAGGACUCUUCGCUCAAAUACGGUUUACGACGGAGACAAAGAAUCUGAGGGUGAGGAUGAUGGUUUGAGUCCUGAAGACACUCGCAAGGAGAUCAUGGUGGGAUCUGAAUAUCAGGCUGAAAUUCCUUCUCUCACCUGUUAUAAUGACAACGAAAAAGUGUACGCAGAGGAAGAUCAGCUGCUUUGGCAGCCAGAUGUCUUACCCGAGUCAAAAGUCAAAAGCUUCUUGCAGGACGCUCUGAGUGCGGAUGGAAAGAUGGACGGAGAUGGCAAAUGUUCUCUGGUCAAAGACAACGAGCAGGCUUUAUAUGAGCUUUUAAAGUGUAACUAUAACAUCCAGGAAGCUCUUGAACGGUAUUGCAGCAACCACAAGUCCUCAAAGGUCGAGAUGCUCCCGUGGUCUGAAGACGAAUGUCGAAAUUUUGAACACGCUCUUCUGUUGUACGAGAAGAACUUCCACCUCAUUCAGAAACACAAAGUGAACACACGAACGGUGGCAGAAUGUGUUGCGUUUUACUACAUGUGGAAGAAGUCCGAGCGAUUCGAAUUUUUCGUCCAGCAAAACCGGUUUGGGAAGAAGAGGUUCAGUAGUUAUCCUGGCGUUACGGAUCUGAUGGAUCGGUUGGUGGAUGAGGCUGAGGGUUUGGUGGAUGCUUCUGUGUGUUCCAGCAGCAGCGGCAGGAUAGAGCCUCCAACCGAACAACAGCUCAACCUGCUUAACUCCAUCACAGCCAGUGACCUCUCCGCGCUGACGAGCACGGUGGCGUCGGUGUGUAACCCCGCAGACGUCAGCUGUCUGGACUCCUACAACUUCUCCUCGCUGGACGGGCUGCACCGCGGGCCCCUGAGUCACGAAGAGCCACUCAACUACUCCAGCGACGGAGACUGCCUCAACCUGCUGGAAACCGGCUUCUACCACUCGGACCUCGGGCAGAUCAGCGUGUGUGGAGAGGACUGCGAGCGGCCCCCGGCCAAGCGGCUGAAGAUGGGCCUGUCGGAACCCUUCAUAAACGACAACAGGAGCAUGGGCGUGGAUUUCGAGGGCCGCACGCACCACAUCACAAGUGCCAAAAUGGCGGUUUCGGUCAGUGACUUUGGCGAGGCGGGCAGCUACAUGGGAGCGCACACACUACUGCAGUCGGAGUAACACGAGCGUGCAUGCCAACUCUCACGGGACUAGCUGCAAUUCAACUUGUGCAUAGCUGCAUAUUCCUUUGAAUAUUUGCUUUAUUUAGUUUUCCUGAUUAUAUACAUGUGUAUAUAUAUGUACAGAUCUUUUUUUUUUUUUUACUAUGACAUCAGUGAUGUCUAAUUGUACAGACCUAAAUCUUGAUUUCUCAAGAGUUAAUACAGCCAUUUAUUUUCCAGUCUUGAAUUUUUUGGAAGUGUCAUAUAAACGUUGUCUACGUCCGAAUACUGUGGAAAACUGAACUCGCAUACUUGGCCCGAGGGCAAGGGGUUUUACUAAGCCAUCAUGACGACUGGCUGUCAGCUCAGCCUCUCCUCUGUGGUUCCCAUCAGUGUUUACAGCUCAGCCUUCAUCUGAAAGGCAUCUACGACCCCUUCUUCGUUUCGUUACGCACCAUUUUGAGCACAAGAACCUGGAAGAAGUUCAGCCUUGGGAGAUUUUCUGCUAUGUUGACGGACUGCAAAAACAAACCUACGAACAAUUGAAAGUGGUUCUUGCAAAUAUAUAGGCUCUAAAUACAAUAGAGGUAUUACGACGUGUGUGAUUAAAAUGUUUUUUUCCUACUUCUACGCAUAUUUAUUAGUGCUCCUCUUGCUUUAGCAGUUGGCGUUUGGCGUAUUUAUUGCAAUGAAGACCAUUGGACUGCAUCAUGGUCGUUUUUGUUUCCCGAAAUGGUUGAGAGAUACUGGCACACGUGUUCGUGUUUUUUUUGUUUUUGUUAAUUUCGAUAUUUUGAGAUCACUAUUUAUUGAAAAACCGUUUUGCAGGGAUUUUCCCUUCAGUGACCGAUUAUGCAACGUUGUAAAUGUUUUUUCUGGCACGGCGUUUGUUUGCUGCAAGCACUGACCUAACGUUUAUCUAUGCAUCGAGAAUCGCUUACAAAUGAAACGGAUCAUUUCGGACCUUGUUUGCUCGUUUUUCCAGCUUUCCCGAGUUUUACUUUACACGCUCUUGUAUGGCAAUAAUUUGUAAAUAUGUACAGAUACCCGACAUACCUUGCUGUUUUUUUCUUCCUCGGCAAACAGACUUGAACUUGAAGACUUGCUUUUGAGUCUGCGUAUGCCACAAGAAUGCCUUCUCGACUUUACCAUUCGUUCAACGCUUUUUCUCACAACAGAUUUGCUUAAGAAGAGAGUUAUUUAUUUAUUUAUUUAUUCACUCAGCUGCAAGUGUGUUAGCGUUCUGUACACGAGUGAAAUACGGCCGGAGACGAAGGGCUAGCUGAAUGUACAGUAUUAUCACAUCUUAGGGAUUUACUGAACUCGAAUGUCUCUCGGUUAAGGCAGAAGCCCGGUUUGCAGUGUUGCCUUAACCCUCAUUCAAACCGUGCAUGUUGAAUCGACCUGGAAAAUGCUUGGGAGGCGAUCUAUUGGACGGCUCGUGCUGUGUCUGUAAAAUCGUGUUUCCUCGUACCUGCGGCCAGAAUCCUCCUUUAUUUUUAUUUGUUUUUUUGGUCUUGACAUACUUGAAGGAUGCGUAUUGAUUGAUUUAAAUACAAUAUUCUCCAAUUCAGUCCUGUAGGUUGUGCAAUUCAUUCCUUCUGUCCCUCCAAGAAUCGAAAAGAGCUUUAGGAAAUUGUGUUGGUGCAGUAAUUUGUCCAAAGUUUGUAUAAAAAAAAGUUAAUGGCUUAAAAUUGUAAUGUAGUAAUGGUUGUCUGCUUCAAAUGUACAUUGAAAAACCUUCCCUUAUCCUUGGAAUGUUUUAUGCUUUAUUUUGUUUCAUAUUCAAUCAUUCGCUUUUAU